AUGCGUCCCAGGAAUCAUUCGCUUGUAUGCUAUACUCGAUCGCAUCGGUGAAGGAGACAUAUUGCAAACGGCUGUCCUUCUGCAGUUCUACCGCUGAUAUAGGCUGGUCCGAAGUUGGACGUUACAGUGAUCGGAGAGUACUUUCGCCGAGAGUCGCUCGUAGUGGGGGAGGCAGGACUUGAACCCUGGAACCCUAUGGGCCAUAUAUACUACGGGCUCAUGCAGCGCUCUUACUACUUGUGGUGUCAGCUUCUCGUGGAUUCUUCGCCGUACAGGAAACGCAUAGGAGACGGAAAUUGAUAAGAGUGACGUGAAGAUGAAGCUGCUAAUUUUGUGCACAUUAACUACUAUCGCAUUUGCUGCGCCUCCUCAAGGAUCGCGACGGAGUCUCCUCAAGGUACCGAGGGUGUAUAAUGCCGUGAUUACGAGCAAUCAGAAUCUAUCGCCGUCGCGAGCAUUCCCUGUGAUACAACCAAUCUUCCAUCGAACCGCCAUCGGCUACGUGCCACCGUUCUAUUAUACGCAGAUAGCAUCUCACUUUGUCGAGCCGGAAGUAGUGCAUUAUCCCCUGUUCGCCGCUGAUAAAGCGGUCAGGAACGACCAAGCGCAGACCUCUUCCUCAACGUCGCGCCUAGCCGAGUCGAUGAGCUUUGGUAUCGCAAAAGAACAUGAAGACACGGCUAUCACCGAUCGUGAGAAGGAAAACAAUCCGAAAAACGGUACGAAGAACUCUGCGAAGAAGAACGAGCAGGAGCCAUUGACCUUCUAUCCGAACUAUCGUUCCCUCUACUACGAGCCGUACAUCUAUACGUACAAUGGCUUCAACCCACAUCUCGUACCUGGCACUUACUACAUCAAUUACCAGCCUUACGAGUCUUUGGAACCAAUUCCAGCUACCACGCCGAGAAACAUCGAUUCCGAUCAUCUAUUACCAAGUUUCCACGACGAGAAGAGAACCCAUACGAAAAAUGACCGAGAAAAAAUACCAGAUGUACCACCGCAGCCUCUUCCGAUUUCCAUUCCAAAGAGAUCUUGAACUUUGCAAAGUGAAAAUA
Messenger RNA from Atta colombica, 1055 nucleotides. RefSeq lists its product as uncharacterized. The record is from RefSeq and is a predicted model, not a curated record. The transcript is spliced from 2 exons. Lineage: Eukaryota; Metazoa; Arthropoda; Insecta; Hymenoptera; Formicidae. The coding region runs from base 317 to 1036 and encodes 239 amino acids.